AUGAAUACAAUAAUGAAAGGUUUCAUUCUAUUAAAUUUAUUUUUAAUUUAUUCUCGAUAUUGUCGUACUGUCCAUUUGGUGAUAUUUAUUCCAGAAGAACAAUCGUAUUUGAAUCUAGCGGCAGAAUUAGCAAUUAACAGACAUAAUUUGUUGCAAGACAAUAUGUCAGAUAACUACGUAACCGUAAAUUUUCAUAAAAUUAACCACAGAGAUCCACGUUCAUGGAGUAAUUCUAUCAAAAAUGUUUGCUUAAAUAUUCAAAAUGAUACGAUAGAACAUCCAGAUCUUUUAAUCGAUCUUACACCACCAUCGCAAGCUAGUUGUGGUAUUCAGAAAUUAGCUCAACAAAUUGAUUCCGGAAUUAUAACGCUUAAUUAUUAUGACUGCCCGCCGUUAUACAUUAAUCAAACUCUCCUUAAUAAAUCAAAUCUCAUCACAGAAUUGAAUAUACCUUCAGUAAACUUACCUCCUGAAGCAGUGGCAUCUGCAUUAUCUGUUUUUGGAAAUACAAUCGCUGGUUCUCUUCGAACAGAGACUAUAAUUAGAGGAAGCGAUGAGGCUGGUUCUCAAAUCACAAUUUCAGACUAUCGUGACUAUCCGUCUGUGAGACGAUUCUAUCUUACUUUACCGUCACAACUGAAUGAAUCACAAUUAGCACAGUCCCUAGAAGAAAUAAAAACGUGGUUAUGA
Messenger RNA from Schistosoma mattheei, 690 nucleotides. The record is from the annotation of a GenBank genome assembly. Lineage: Eukaryota; Metazoa; Platyhelminthes; Trematoda; Strigeidida; Schistosomatidae.